Molecule: messenger RNA, 2394 nt
Organism: Bathycoccus prasinos
Lineage: Eukaryota; Viridiplantae; Chlorophyta; Mamiellophyceae; Mamiellales; Bathycoccaceae
Product: IPT/TIG domain-containing protein
Exons: 2
Coding region: 1-2394 (797 amino acids)
Source: RefSeq, a predicted model, not a curated record
AUGACGACGAAUGCGACGACUUUUAAACUUCGUCUCCUCUCCUUCAAACUCUUUUGCUUCCUCGUUUUUGUCGUCGUUUUCUGUCGCGUGUUCGCGUCUUCUUCGGCACAAACGACGAGAGAAACGAGGACGAAUGGAGUUCCGAGCGGUGAAAAUCUCGUCGUGAUUCUCAACGGCAAUCGGAGGAAAGACUGCGCGGGAAUCGACGCGAGAGCGCGACAGAUUCGAACAGCAUUGCGAGAGAAUACCAAAACGAGUGAAGAGAGAAGAAGAGCAAUGGUUGUGACGAUUUUAUUCGCCGCGGACGAUAGAAACGACCGGUGCGAACUGUUGAAGCGAAGAGUUUUAGCAUCAGAAGAAGAAGAGGAGAGGAAAAACGAAGAGCGGCGGCGAGAGCGCGAGAAGACAAAGAAGAUAAAGAAUACGAUUCAGACGACGAUUCAGACGACGACGGGAGAAACGAUGAUGCUCUCGUUCGAGUACGCGACGUUGCCGAGAAGAGAAGAUGAAAACAAACCACCGAUCGGUGGACCUCGAACGCGCGCGUUAUCGGUACGGGUGAGUCAAUGGAUCAGGGAGAGGAGAGAACGCAGAAGAAGAGGAGGAGGAGAAGGAGAAGAGGAGAAGGAGGAAGAAGUGUACGCGUUCGUCGAGGACGAUUCGGAAGCGUUGAUGUAUUUCGCUGCGAUUGGGAAAGAAACGCGAGGCGGCGCGACGGAGAGUUUAUUCGACGACGUGUCGUUUGCAACGAUUACUGGAGUCGGAUUUGGUGGAAAUAAUCAUAGUGCUGAUGCUGCUGCUGAUGAUGACGAUGUUAAUGGUGAUGACGAUGUUGAGGAGGAGGACGAUAAUAGUAGCGAGAGUAGUACGAGGAGCGAAAAAAUGCUGGACGAUAUGGAGGCGCAGUGGAUGCGAAUGGAAUCGAGGAAACGCGCGGAGACGAUUGAGGUAACGUCGUUCGAGAGAAGAUUGCGAGAAAUCAGAGAGAAGAGAAGGAACAGCGCGACGGAGAUUAGAAUGGCGAGAGAAAUGGGGAGCUCGUUCGCGGACGAAUCGCUCGUAGGUGUGGUGAUGACGCACAAAAAUCGACCGGAGUAUUGCGAGAAAGCCGUGGAGGCUUUGUUGCAACAAACGCAUCGCAAGGUUGAAAUCGUUAUAGUAGACGACGGUUCGGAGGAAGCGCACGUGAAACGAUUGGAACAGUUCGUGUAUUCCAGGAAGAAGGAUGAUACUCUUAAAAGCGUGAAAAUUGUGAAAAUAGCGAAACCGGGGAAAUAUCUCGGCGAGGCGAGGAAUUUCGGAUGUUCAAAACUCUCCGAAAAAACCGAGUACGUUUUAUUCUCCGACGACGAUAACUUAGCCGAAACGAACGAAAUUGAAACGAUGCUCCGAGUGUUAGUGCACACGAAAGCUGACGUCGUCACGGCGUCGAACGAAUUUUUCGUAACCGCAGCGAACGGGACGAACGUUGUCGUCGGCUCGUAUCAUCCUCUCGGGAACGCGUUGUUUCCCGGUAUUUUUGAAAAUGUAUUCGGAGACGCGAAUGCCUUGUGGAGAAAGUCCGCGUUUACAAGUCUCGAAGGUUUCGCGAAAGAUACCUCGUAUUCUUUGCAAGAUUGGGAGAUUCUCGCCAAAGCAUCGAGCUCGGGUUUGAAGCUCGUCACCGUCCCGGCGCCCGCGUUGUAUAAGUAUCGAACGCACGCGAAGAGUAUGUCAAAGCAAAAGGAGGCUGAUGCUUCCUCUUCCGACCCGUACGAAGAUAUUCAAUUUACCGGUCCUUUGAGAGGAUUUGCACCGCUCGGCGAAGAACUCGUUCAGCUCGCCACGUUUUCAAAAACAAUGCGCAAAGAAUACGAAGCGAUGGAGAAAACAGUGCGAACUUUGCGGAAAGAGGAUGGAGGCGGAGGGGCGGAUGCCGCGUUAGGCAAAGUCGCUUUGAAAGUGCUCUGCAAAACUUUAACUUACGGUAGUACUACUGAGACAGAAUACGUCGCAGACGGCACCUUUGAUGCCGCCCCUUUGUCUUCACAAGAUAACUGGCACGUGCACGGUGAAGGAGGUUUCAAACCUGUAGAUGGCGCGAUACUCGUCCCAGGUAACGAAGAGAUGUUAACGGAGGACGCCGCCGGGUCAACUCUCGUAAGCGGCGCGUGGCAAAGAAUAGAAGUCAAUCAGCUCGAAGCCGAACCUCUCGUUCUUUCUGGGUGGGCAAAAGUUAUCAUCGACGCAUCAAAAGACGACGACGUUGAACUCCUCGAUACGUUCGAGAAGUCGGCUGACUUUUCCUUACACGCGGAUGUUGAAUUUUCCGACGGCACGAAGAAAGAAGCGAAUCGCUUCGAUAACACUCGUGUGUAUGCGAAGAUGGCGUCCACGUGCGGCCCUUUUCGAUGA